This is a messenger RNA of Rana temporaria (common frog), 1101 nucleotides long. RefSeq names its product olfactory receptor 5V1-like. The transcript has a single exon. Gene Ontology annotation, biological process: G protein-coupled receptor signaling pathway. Gene Ontology annotation, molecular function: olfactory receptor activity; G protein-coupled receptor activity. NCBI's taxonomy places the organism in Eukaryota, Metazoa, Chordata, Amphibia, Anura, Ranidae. Gene Ontology annotation, cellular component: membrane. The coding region runs from base 39 to 971 and encodes 310 amino acids. The record is from RefSeq and is a predicted model, not a curated record.
UCCUUUCUCUUAUAGGCCUAUGCAAACAAUAGCACAGGAUGAACAAUGAAACCACACUGUCUGAAUUUAUUCUUCUUGGUCUUUCCAGUGCUCCAGAGUUGGAAGUAGUUUUAUUUUGUGUUUUCUUUUUUAUGUAUAUAAUAUGCAUGACUGGGAAUCUUAUAAUAAUCAUUAUAACGAGUAUUGAUCCAGCACUGAAUACUCCUAUGUAUUUCUUCCUUAGUAAUCUUUCCUUUUUAGACGUAAUAUGCACAACAGCCACUAUUCCAAACAUGUUGGCUCAUUUCUUUUCUAAACACAAAGUGAUAUCAUUCCAAGGAUGCCUUGUGCAAAUGUUUGUAUUUACUGCUGCUAUGGACACAGAGUUUCUCUUAUUGACCAUUAUGUCAAUAGACCGUUACCUUGCAAUCUGUAAUCCUUUGAGAUAUAAGACUAUUAUGAGCAAAAAAGCUUGCUAUUUUAUGUCUGCUGUUGUGUGGACAUUUGGAUUGUGCAGCUCAACAUAUCACACAUCAAGCACAUUUCGUCUGUCAUUUUGUGCAUCCAACAAAAUCAAUCACUUUUUCUGUGAAAUUCCACAAUUGCUGGCCCUAUCUUGUUCUGACACAAGUAUUAAUGAGCUUGUUCUCAUAGUAACUGAUGUUGUUUUAGGAGUAUUUUGCUUUAUCUUUAUAUUUGGGUCGUAUUUAUUCAUUAUUUUGGCAGUGUUAAAAAUACGCACCGCUGCAGGAAAAAUGAAAGCUUUCUCUACUUGUGCCUCUCAUAUAACUGUUGUGCUAUUAUUUUAUGGCACAUUAAUAUUUGCCUACUUUAAGCCCUCAAAUGGAAAUGCGUCAAACAUGGACAAAGCAAUUGCUGUUCUUUACACUAUUGUAAUUCCAAUGCUCAACCCUAUAUUAUAUAGUUUGAGAAAUAAAGAAGUAAAGGAAUCUGUUCAGAAAGUUAUAUUUAGGAAAAUACAUGCAAAUUAAUUUUUUUAAUAUACAGUGGUUUUGCCCUAUGGUAUUUGCUGUUUGUAUACUGUAUGAAAGAGAGUGCCCUGGAUGCAUGAUAUUAUAAUUAAAAAAAAAAAACUUAUGUAUGAAAAUAAAAACAUUGAGU